Molecule: messenger RNA, 3164 nt
Organism: Anguilla rostrata (American eel)
Lineage: Eukaryota; Metazoa; Chordata; Actinopteri; Anguilliformes; Anguillidae
Gene: recql
Product: RecQ helicase-like
Exons: 15
Coding region: 386-2839 (817 amino acids)
Biological process (GO): double-strand break repair via homologous recombination; DNA replication
Cellular component (GO): cytoplasm; chromosome
Molecular function (GO): four-way junction helicase activity; nucleic acid binding; 3'-5' DNA helicase activity
Source: RefSeq, a predicted model, not a curated record
GCUACGUCAGUAAAUUUAACUUUGCUGAUGUAGCUAGUUAGCUGUGAAUAACUAGCUAUAUUUGUUAACCAAGAGUGACUAAAAUAUCUUAUCGUAUAAGAUAGACAUAUAACGUCUGGCUAAUUUGAAUUUAUUUGAACCUGCUACAUGUUUUUGCUCCGCGUGUAAACAUCUUCAUAGCUAGCGGGCUGUCUAGAAUGUAAGCUGCUAGUGCUAGUCUAGCUUUCGAAUUAUUAUGAGAUUGUGCAGUUUGGUUUUUAAAUGAUCAGCCAACUACUCGUACUUGAAGAGUUUCGGGCCUAGAUACAUAUCCAGCGUUUCCGCUGAUAUAUAAAGACGCCUGUGAGAAUACCCAGGGUGAUCAGCUUGUGGCUUAUCCUGUGAAAUGGAGGGGGACAGUGUUAACGAAGUGCAGGUGGAGCUAGACAAGGUGGAGGCGGAGCUAGAGGUGGUGGAGCUGCAGGUUGCGGAGCUGCUGGAGCGGCAGGCGAGUCUGAACUCCAGGAGGAAACGGUUACUGAAGAGGCUGGAGCAAGCUUGCGAUUCUGCCCAGCCCUCAAGUUCUGCCCAGCCCUCCGAAUCUGGCAGCACCAAGCAGGACCUGCAGCGCUAUGAGGGCACAGAUUUCCCAUGGUCCAAGGAAGUGCAGAAGCAGCUGUCCGCUGUAUUUCAGCUUCGCAAGUUUCGGCCACUCCAGCUGCUGUCCAUCAACCUCACCAUGUCUGGCAGAGACCUCUUUCUGGUGAUGCCCACAGGCCGUGGCAAGAGCCUGUGUUACCAGCUGCCUGCUGUCUGCUCUCAGGGUUUUACUUUGGUCGUUGCCCCCCUGGUUUCUCUGAUGGAGGAUCAGCUAAUGUACCUGAAGAAUGUUGGUGUCUCUGCAGUCUCUCUCAAUGCCUCCAGCAGCAAGGAGCAUGCCAAGGAGGUCAUGGCCGGUAUGACGCAGCAGAAGACCCCGUUCAGACUCCUGUAUGUGACUCCAGAGAAAAUCUCCAAAAGCAAACUGCUGAUGUCCCGGCUGGAGAAAGCCAACAGUGCGGGCACACUGGAGCGCAUUGCUGUGGACGAGGUUCACUGCUGCAGCCAGUGGGGCCAUGACUUCAGACCUGACUACAAGCUGCUGGGGAUCCUGAAGAGACAAUUUCCGAAGGUCCCCCUCAUCGGGCUUACUGCCACGGCAACCAGCAGUGUCCUGAAGGACUGCCAAAAGAUCCUGUGUGUCCCUGACGCCCUCACUCUCACUUCCACCUUCAACCGUCCCAACCUUUACUACGAGGUUCGGAUUAAAGAAACCAACUCUGAACGUGCAAUGGAGGACAUUGCAGAAUUGAUCUUGGAGAAAUACAAGGAUCAGUCAGGAAUUGUUUAUGUGUUUUCACAAAAGGAGGCAGAGGCCCUGUCUGCAGUCCUGCAGAAGAAGGACAUCAUGGCCCAGCCAUAUCACGCCAACAUGGAAUUUGCUGACAAGAGCAAAGUGCACCGCCACUGGAGCGACAACAAGAUUCAGGUGGUGGUGGCGACUGUAGCAUUUGGGAUGGGAAUCAACAAGAAUGAUGUCAGAUUCGUUAUUCAUCACUCUAUCAGCAAGUCAAUGGAGAACUACUACCAGGAGAGUGGCCGCGCAGGGCGGGAUGACAAGCCUGCGGACUGCAUCCUGUACUUUGGUUUUGCGGACAUCUUCAGAAUCAGUACCAUGGUCGUCAUGGAGAACGUUGGCCAGCAGAAGCUGAUGCAGAUGGUGGCCUACUGCCAGAAUUUGGACAGGUGCCGCCGUACGGUCAUGGCAAGUCAUUUCGAUGAGGUCUGGGAUGAUGAGGGCUGUAACCAGAUGUGCGACGUCUGUCGACACGGCAAUGACUACAUCACUGUGGACAUCACGGAGCACGCCCGCGAGGCAGUGCAGAUCGUUGAGGCGGCCACCUCCAAGAACGAGAGGGUAACCCCACUGAAGCUGACUGACACCUGGAUGGGGACCAAAGGGCGGAAGACCGCACAAGUCACCACCCUCUCCCGUCUGGAGGUGGAGGCCAUCCUCACUCACCUCCUACUGCAGGGGUACUUCAGUGAGGACUUUAGCUUCACCCCCUACACCACCUACUUCUAUAUGAAGCUGGGUCGAAAGGCUGCACUUCUAAAGAAUGACAAACACACCAUCACCCUGAAGAUGAAAAGAAACCCGCCCAACAGCGAUCCUGACGGCGGUUUGGCUGGAGUUGCACAGGCGGGGAUGCCUCCUCUCACCUUCUCCAAAGACGGCAAAUUUACAAAGAAAUCCAAGAAUCAGCAGAAUCAAGCCAGAAAACAUGACAACAUGCAGAGCGAAGCUGGGGGUGAAGCUGAGGAGGAGGACCCCACAUGUCUCCAGCUUGCUACCGUUGAGAUAGAUGUGGAGAUCAGUUCUGUGGAAAAAGACAACCGGGCCUCAGAAAGCGUCAACCAAGUUCCGCUAACUCCUGACAUUUCUCCUUUCAAAGCCAAUGGAAAACGAAAGUCAACACCCAAAAAGAGACCAAAGCAAAACCCUCUUGAGGCUGAAAGCAAUGCUUGCAUGCCUCCUGUCCAUGGGGGAUCAGCAUUAGUUAGUGCUCCUUCUGAGGUUUCCAUCAUUUCAGCAGCUGCAGUGGAGGAGCUGAGUGACUUGCGCAGCUACUACAGCAAGCAGCUUCAGAGAAUUAACUACAUUUCCCAUGAAUGCCUAAAGGACUCUGACUCAGGGGUCCUGACCUGCAGCCGAGGGCCUCUGAAAAGCCUGCGGCUGCCCUCAAGAUCAUCUAUCAGCAGGACAGUGCGCAGCCUGUGGAUGAGAGUCAGCACCAGGAGAAAACUUAUCCGGAAAUGACUGCCUACUCAGAAUUCACUGCUUCAGAACUCUUGAAGGAAAUGUUCUGCUUUGACCAUUUGUUUGGGUCACUGACAUGUUGCCUUUAAUUUCAUAUUCGUGUUAAUGAUUUUGUAAAGAUUUGCAAACACUGUUCAACUGUGCUCAAUGAUUGGAGCCAACUUUUAAAGAAGGGGCCAAGUUCAGAAGUUUUUUAAAUCAUGUGAACUGCACUGUCAACCACGAUGACAGACUCUGUUAGUCUUAUUUCUCCUGAUUAGUUUGCCUUCUGAGAUCUGCUGUCUUGUUUCACUGUUUAACAAAAUAAACGUCUAUCACAUUUUGA